Phaeoacremonium minimum UCRPA7 is the source of this 2388-nucleotide messenger RNA. Its product is annotated as putative dna mismatch repair protein pms1 protein. Bases 1 to 2388 code for a protein of 795 amino acids. Gene Ontology annotation, biological process: mismatch repair. NCBI's taxonomy places the organism in Eukaryota, Fungi, Ascomycota, Sordariomycetes, Togniniales, Togniniaceae. Gene Ontology annotation, cellular component: MutLalpha complex. Gene Ontology annotation, molecular function: ATP-dependent DNA damage sensor activity; ATP hydrolysis activity; mismatched DNA binding. The transcript has 5 exons. The record is from RefSeq and is a predicted model, not a curated record.
AUGGCCGACACCGUAACAAUCAAGGCUAUCGAGGCGGGAACCGUCCAUCAGAUUCAGUCCGGCCAGGUUAUCGUCGACUUGUGCUCUGUGGCAAAGGAGUUGGUCGAGAAUAGCAUCGACGCUGGCGCCACAAGUAUUGAGAUCCGUUUUAAGAACCAGGGGCUCGAUUCAAUUGAAGUACAAGACAAUGGCGGUGGUAUCGCACCCCAGAAUUAUGAAUCACUAGCCCUGAAGCAUUAUACUUCAAAAUUGUCAACUUACUCAGACUUGGACACAUUGCAGACCUUUGGCUUCCGUGGGGAGGCGCUCUCGUCGCUUUGUGCUCUUUCCCGCUUCUCUGUCGUUACCUGUCUACAGUCCGAUGUUCCCAAAGGCACGCGGCUUGAGUUCGAAACAUCUGGGAAACUGAAGGGGACUAGCGUCAUUGCAGCGCAAAAGGGAACCACCGUCUUUGUCGAGAAUCUGUUCCACAACCUCCCGGUCCGUCGUCGGGAGCUGGAACGCAAUAUCAAGCGGGAAUGGAACAAAGUCAUGAGUCUUCUGAAUCAAUACGCCUGCAUCCAAACAGGAGUGAAAUUCACCGUCUCUCAACAGCCGAACAAAGGCAAGCGUAUUGUACUGUUUUCUACCAAAGGCAAUCCGACCACAAGGGAGAACAUUGUUAACGUCUUCGGGGCCAAAACGGUGGGGGCUCUAAUUACUCUUGACCUCAAGCUUGAGCUCGAACCUACUACUGGCCAGAAAUGGAGUGUGCAAGUCGAUGAUAGCACGAAAGAGAUUCUGGUCCGUGGAUUUGUUUCUCGUCCUGCCCAUGGGGAGGGCAGGCAGACUCCUGAUAGGCAAAUGUUCUUCGUAAACGGGCGACCUUGUGGAUUACCACAAUUUGCGAAAGUCUUCAACGAAGUAUACAGAUCAUACAACUCUUCGCAAUCGCCGUUCAUAUUCGCUGAUAUACAGCUGGACACCCAUCUGUAUGAUGUCAACGUCAGCCCGGACAAGCGCACAAUCUUGCUCCAUGAACAAAAUCGAAUGCUUGAUAACUUAAGGGACUCACUAACCGAACUCUUUGAGGCGCAGGAUUAUACGGUACCAACAGCCCAACUCUUCUCAGCCAAACAAACGCCGUACAAGAGGCUAUCAUUGAAUCGCGAGGGCACAACAGCUUCUGGAAGCUCGCGAGAUAGUCCUGUUGGUAUCAUUAGAAAAGGAAGCUCCGGAGUUGCCACUGAGGAGGACCAUUCUGAUCUAGACCCUUCCGAAGACGAAGAUGAACCAGCCACCCGAUCCAAGAAGGCUCAAGCUACACGACGAUCAGUUUCCGCGAAGUCGCUGUCUAAGGACACAGGUGCCCUGGAACCUGAUGAUCAAUCGGAAAACGCCGAGCAAACGAAUGAACAGGACAAUGAAGACAGUAAUAUUUCAAUGCCCGAUGCAGAGGAAUCCGAGAAUAUGUUCUUAUCAGAGCCAAACGACACUAGCUCAGAUGUGGAGGAUAAGGAAAUGGGGUUCUCCCCUGAGCAAGACGAAAAUCUACGAGAUGAUGAACAAGAAAAUGACGAGGAAGAGGAAGAGGAAGAAAGCGAGCCGAGCAACUCUCCUCAGUCGAAACUGUCUGAUGAUGGAGAUGACGCAUAUCUGAGUGAGGAGGAAAACGAUGAGAAAACCACUCUGGUUUUGGAGACAACUGAAGUCGUAGAGGAAGGGGGCGUGACACCUAACGAGGAUAUCCACAAACGCAGUCAGCAGUUCUUGAAGGGCACUGGCAAGAGGAAAGACACUACAGUACAACUGAUGCAGCGGCUGAAGGUCAAUGAAGAAUCACUGCGCGAACAGGUCUACACCUGGGAAGCCCAGAGUGUUUCCACCAGUUCUGGAGGUAAAAGUUCUGACGAUAGCGGCGGUGGCCUAGAAGCCGAGGACGCUGAGGAAAAGCUGUCUCUCAGCAUAGCCAAGGCUGACUUCGGCAAAAUGAAGAUUGUGGGACAAUUCAACCUGGGCUUCGUUCUUGCUGUUCGCGCUAGGAAUUCGGACGGCUCUACAUCAGACAGCCAGGCUAGAGACGAUGAUUUGUUCAUCAUCGAUCAACACGCAUCGGAUGAAAAGUACAACUUCGAGAGGCUGCAGGCUAGCACGGUUGUGCAAUCUCAGCGUCUUGUUAAGCCAAAGACACUAGAGCUCACUGCCGUCGAAGAAGAGAUAUUGAUCGAAAACCAGCCGGCUCUAGAGGCAAAUGGUUUUGUCGUUAGUGUCGAUGAGUCCGGAGAUGAACCCGUUGGGUCCCGGUGCCAGCUUCUCAGUCUACCCUUGAGCCGAGAAACGACAUUUUCUCUCGCUGAUCUUGAGGAGCUCAUCUCCUUACUAGGCGAGCAUACCUCCUCGAAUGAGUAG